Messenger RNA from Cyclocybe aegerita, 3459 nucleotides. The record is from the annotation of a GenBank genome assembly. Lineage: Eukaryota; Fungi; Basidiomycota; Agaricomycetes; Agaricales; Hemipholiotaceae.
AUGUCCCAUAAUCAUACGGGAUUUAUUGUGAAGCCAGAACCCAAGGAAGCCACUAUUCCCGCAUAUUCGGCUCACACAAGCUUCUCCACUACGGUCAAAUCUGAGCCAAAUGACGCGGCACGCGUCUUCCUCGACCGUGGCCUUCCGGUGCCUUCAUAUGCUCAAAAUAACUUGAGUUCAACUCGAAACUCUCAGCCUACUACCUCUUCAGAGGUCGCCAAACAGGAAGAUGGCACCCCCCAGCCUGCAGCUGUCACUGACAAACCGAAGUUUUUCACUAUUUACAAGAACGCACAAGACAUCUCCCAUACUCCGGAAGGCGCGCUCAAAGAGGGGUUGGGAAUGGUGAAGACAUUGAAGGAGAACCUCAAAAAGCUGGAGCUCGGUAGCAAGCUGCGACAAGAAGUCUGGGAUCGUGAGAUAGCCAACCUGGAGACUCAAGGGUCGCCGAAGACCUUGAUAGCUGUUUGCGGGGCAACCGGUGCUGGAAAAUCUUCUAUACUAAACGCCGUACUAGAUGACAACGUUGUGCCUACUAGCGGCAUGCGAGCUUGUACUGCCGUCGUCACUGAGAUUGCUUACCACAAGAAGUCGACAAUCGACGCUGAUAUCUCCUUUCUCUCAGAAGCUGAAUGGAGGCAGGAACUCGGGGUUUUGAUACACGACCUUGUCGAUGAGGAUGGCAACAUAAAGCGGAGCACAGAUCUUAAGAGUGACGCUGGCAUUGCUUGGCAAAAGGUACACGCUGUCUAUCCAGCUAUCGAACAGGAAAAACUUGUCAAGAUGAGUGUUCCGCAAAUCCUCAAUUAUGAUCCCCAAAUCUUGCGUAUUCUUGGUACAAUGAAGAACAUUUGCGCCAAAGAUUCGAAAUCUUUUGCGAAAGAGAUAGGCAAAUAUAUCGACUCUAAGGACCAGAAACGUGGUAAGAAGGAUAAGGACAAAGACAAGCCUAAGGAGCCGAGCCUCAUGGAUAAAGUCCGCAAUGCUGCUGGGAUGAUGAUGCGAUACACCGCUUCGACCUCCAACACUUCUCAAGAUGAGGUCAAUGAUGCUGCACUGUGGCCCCUUAUCCGACAAGUCAACGUACGCUGUAAGGCUGAAGCGCUCUCGACCGGCGCUGUGUUAGUGGAUCUUCCUGGUGUUGCUGAUGCGAAUGCUGCACGAAACAACAUCGCCAAGGACUACAUGAAAAAGUGCAAUUGCAUAUGGAUCCUCGCGCCAAUCACUCGCGCCGUGGACGAUAAAACCGCGAGAGAUCUUUUGGGUGAUGCGUUCAAAAUGCAGCUGAUGAACGGAAACUAUGACGACCAUGCAAUUACUUUUAUCGCUAGCAAGUGUGACGACAUCUCCUGCUCUGAAGUCAUCCGUGCCUUGCGCCUCGAGGAUGAUCCUGAACUCGAGAAUAUUGAAGAUCGUUUGUCGUCUCUGAAGUCUGAGACAUCCGAAUGGAAGAAGAAGAAAUCUGACGCUGAGAAAGAGAUCAAGGGGCUUCAAGAAGAGCUGGAGGGGAUCCGGGCCCAAUGCAAGGAGCACGAAGCACACAUUGAAGCGUUGAAGAACGGCGAAACCUUUGUUUCUACUCUACAGAAGCCGUCUUCGAAUGGCAAAAAGAGAAAGAACUCGCGAGGAGGCAAGAAAGGCUCUCCAAAGCGAAGGCGAAGUAUGGCCAGUGACGACGAGGACGACGACUUCAUCGACGAUGAUUCAGAAAGCAGUGCCAACGAGAGCGAUAGCGACAAGGAUUCUGAUGACGAGAAAGAUUCUGAUGACGAACAAGAGAAUAGCGAGCAAGAAGACGUCGAGAUGGCAGAAGUCACAGAAGAGGAUCUGAAGGAGAAGAUCAAGCAGUCAAGGGAAGUCAUCAAAGCUGUGCGGGCGGUACUCAAUGAAGUUCGCACCCGCAAGAAAGAGGCGAGCGACACCAUAUCUUCUCUUGACAAGAAGCUUGCGAAGGUGCAGAAGGAGAAGAAUGCCUUUUGUUCCUUGAAACGCUCAGAGUUUUCUCGCGAUGUAUUGAAAGAGGAUUUCCGCGCAGGAUUGAAGGACUUGGACGAUGCCGCAGCUGAGGAACGCGAUCCACAGAAUUUCAAUCCAAAUGUCAACCUGCGUGAUUACGACGCUAUUGAUCUCCCCGUAUUCACUUGCUCAAGUCGCGACUAUGUCAGAUUAAAAGGUCAGGUCAAGGGCGACGGCGAGCCUUCUUGCUUCUCGAAUAUCCACGACACUGGCAUUCCGGACCUCCAGAAGUGGUGCCACCAGCUGACGAUCGCCUCCCGAGAAAGGGCUGCCAGGUCUUUUCUGACCUACCUCAAGGCAUUUUCUCAGUCGAUCCAAACAUAUGUGCAAGGUAUCGGUGACGUUACGGCAAUCGACCGCGAAGCUUUGCGAGAAAAAUGGGAGUCCCGAGCGUUCGACCAGACUGAUGACUUUGCUGCGCGCGAUUUGGAUGAUCCUUUAGAUGCCAUCCUUGGCGGACUUGGAGCCGGCCUGGGUGCCGGUCUCUACACAAUGAACAAGCCUGCUCCGAAGGUCGAUACACAUGGCCAACCUACUGGAAUUACCCCACGACUUUGCACGGAAUUCGCGAAAAUGGUAGAUAAUUGCGUCCAUGAUCUCCAACAGAACUUCAAGGAUGGCCUUGAAGACAAGUGCCGAGCCGGUGCAACAAAUGCCGCGGAAGCUGCAAUACCAACAGUGGACGAGUUUGCGUCCUCGAUGCACUGGGCGACAUAUCGUGCGACCUUACGCCGUCACGGAUCCUGGCGCCGCGAUCUCAACGUUGAACUGAUCAACCCUUUCACAAAGAACAUUGCUCAUUCGUGGAGCAAGGUCUUUGAAUCGGACCUCUUCGGGCCGUUCCAAGCUGCCACCAUUGCCACCAUCGACACUAUCGUGAAGGAGGUCGAAGACUCGGCUGCACCUGGCCUCAAGGAUCGCGCAAAGCUUCAAGGCGAAGCAUGCGUGGAGGAAGCACGCGUAGCGCUGACCAACGCAGUCGAGCUUGUGAAACAAACUAUGAACACCGAGCAGAAAGAGGUCUCUAGAUGUCUUGCGCCUCAUAUCCAGUCGCAGCUUGUCGAAGGGUACGACAGAGCCAUGGAAGAGCGAGGGACAGGGAGUGUUGCCCGCCAAAAGGCAUAUUUCCGCGGCUUCAUUAACCAAUGCAAGGACGACAUCUUCGACGAUGGUGCCGACGUUGUUAUGGAGCGUUUAACCAAAGCUUCUGAUGCCAUUGGGGAGACGCUGGACGAGGCGAUGGGCAAACUCGCACAGAAGAUCGAGGUCAGUCUGGCAGUCCUCUGGGAAGGUGCACGCGACAACCCCGCGCAGUUGAGAGCACGCAAUGAAAUCAUUGACAUCGUGCAGACCAUCAUGGAACAGAUUAAAUACUGGAUGGAUGCGGUCAAAUUGAAGCAACAGGCCGGGAGGAACUUGACAUCCGCCAUGGAUGAGGAUUGA